Messenger RNA from Strongylus vulgaris, 231 nucleotides. The record is from the annotation of a GenBank genome assembly. Lineage: Eukaryota; Metazoa; Nematoda; Chromadorea; Rhabditida; Strongylidae.
AUCAUUUCUAUUCGCGCAUCUGCAGAACACGUGAAGAUGUCGCCAUCAUGCCUUAAGAUUGUUGCAGAACUUGCACACGGAACGUCUAUGAGGGCAGUGACGCAACUUCUAACACCUGCUCUUUUACAUGCACAGGCAAAUGGACGUGAAACCGUGGAGGACGAGGAUAUCAAAGAAAUUGCGGAUCUUUUUGUUGUUAACCGACAUGCUGCCUUUGCUGAAGAACGCUGA